Alternaria postmessia is the source of this 3552-nucleotide messenger RNA. RefSeq lists its product as uncharacterized. The transcript has 7 exons. Gene Ontology annotation, molecular function: long-chain fatty acid transmembrane transporter activity; long-chain fatty acid-CoA ligase activity. The coding region runs from base 1 to 3552 and encodes 1183 amino acids. NCBI's taxonomy places the organism in Eukaryota, Fungi, Ascomycota, Dothideomycetes, Pleosporales, Pleosporaceae. The record is from RefSeq and is a predicted model, not a curated record.
AUGGAUCUGGAUGUUACUCCUGUGUGGCUUCUUCUACCUGGAUCCGAAGGCAUUUAUAAUCAGAAGCUCGAAUUGCAUCUCGAGCAGCAAACUCCUCAUCUAGAAAGCCCUGUAGAGGCGACUGCUGUGGAGUUUCGGAGUAGAUUUGACACUCCAUCUCCGAACCUUUUUCGAAGCGUAAAACUAGAGAAGCUACUCGACCCGGUACCGUUGAAACAGCUGAAUUAUUGGUUUCACGAUUGCAAUACUGGACAUACAAAAUGCUCUGGUCUUCAGAAAGAUGUAGAAUUACCUACGAGGGUCCUGGACCUGUGCGCCAUGCCCAGCGCAGAUGUCAUGAUUGAGCAUGUACAUGAGUGGGAGGAUCUGUUCCUUCCGAGCGAAUGUAGACUAGUUGAAACCACCACAGGACAGCUAGGAAAGUAUGCCACGCUCAGCUACUGUUGGGGUAGCGGUCUGCCGUUUAUAACUACCAAGGAGACUUUGUCAUCGAGAAAGAGUGGCAUCAGCUUUCGGGAUCUUCCUAAAACUCUUCAGGAUGCCGCCAUGAUAGCGCGGUAUCUUGGUCUUCGAUAUAUAUGGAUUGACUGUCUUGCCAUUGUACAAGAUGAUGCGGCAGACUGGGAGAAAGAGUCAGCUGUCAUGGCUGAUAUCUAUUCAAACUCAUACAUAAACAUUGCCGCAUCGAAUGCUUCGCACUGUGGGGCGGGUUUCCUAGGACCACGGAAGAUGCCAUUGACCGAACGUAUCGAAAUUCGCGACGACGAGGGCGAUCUGGAGCUGUACCUCGUUGCUCAACAAACGCGAAACAAUACACUAGUGAGAGAUCCACUGUACCAACGAGCCUGGGUUCUACAAGAGCAACUACUACCAACACGUUCUAUACAUUUCGGAAGCGACAACAUGCUCUGGCGGUGCCCUAACGGCAUUGAACACGAAGAGCAAAACAAACAAUGGACACACCUGUACACUCUCAGUGCCGUAGUAACCUGCAUAGGUCUACCACCAGGUGCAUCGUUUGGACAAGACGCCUGGUUCCAGCUGGUUCGGGACUACACCUCGAGAGGUAUUACCUACUCCAAAGACAAGUUCCCAGCCAUAUCAGGUGUCAUGACUGUUUUACGGCGCAUGACUGAUGACAUGAGUUACGCUGGACUCUGGAAGCGCAAUUUCCUCAAGUGGCUUUUGUGGAUACCUAAGCAUGAUAUUGCACCUUUUAAGCGGCCUGAUAACUGGAUAGCUCCUUCUUGGUCAUUCAUGUCUGGAGAUGGCCCGGUAGACUACAGCCUGGGAGCUCUCAGUUAUAACAUGAAUGCGUCGUUACGAGAGUUUUGCGCAACUCUCCAAGAGUGCAGUGUCACGCCCAAGGGCCUGAAUCCUCUCGGCGAGUUGACGGCUGGCUUUGCCCGAAUCACUGGUUCAGUAGUGGCUCUUGCUCAGAUCUCACAGAAUUCGGAACAGCACACCUACUUCUCGUGCAGCGUUCAAAUGCGCGAUCGGAAGGCGCAUCCUGCGCGCGUUCUGUUCGAUGUCGACACCCACGAGCGCUGCGAUGUUCUGGUGAUUGCGCCAGCCUUUGGAAUAGCAAUCAUCUGCACGAAUGAAGAGCGCAGCGAAUACGUAAGGGUCGGACUGGUAGUAAUUCAAACAGUAGAUCUCAAUGAUGCGAAGGGCGUAAGUAGAAACCUUGACUGCGAUGAAACUAUCAAGAAUGGAAACACUGACAUUCGUCCAGGAUUCGAGGCACUGGUAUCCGGAAGCAUCAGCUUAUCCCAAGCCACGCUCGAUUUACCCAUAAUUGCUGGAGCGGCUGGCACAGCAGCAGUCGCAGCCUACCUGAACGCAAAACACCACAUUGCUCAUGACCUCAAGAAUGCUCGUGGCGGGCUCUCACAAUCACAAGAUGUUGUAGAUUUCAUUACCGAUCGCGCCAUCCGAAAACGCGUUCUUACCUACCAUGUCUUCGAAGACCAGGUUCGCAAGCAGCCCAACCACCCCUUCCUCGUCUUCGAAGGCAAGGCAUGGUCGUACAAACAGUUCUUCGAGGCUUUUACAAGAGUGGGGAAUUGGUUGAUAGAUGACCUCGGCAUACAAGUAGAUGAGGUGGUUGCUAUGGAUGGCGGGAAUAGCCCAGAGUUUCUCAUCACAGACGCCGAUGUCAAGAGCAAUGUCGAACCAUGCCGUGCCGACCUCGAGGAAACAGGCAUAAAGAUUGAAUAUUUCGAUACAUCAUUCUUUGCAUCUUUAUCGAACUCGACUCCUAUACCAGACUCACGUCGCGAACAACUUACCAUGGAGUCUAUCCGCUCACUCAUGUAUACUUCUGGAACUACUGGAUUGCCUAAGGCCGUGAUUUUGAGCACCGGUCGCGAGCUCUUGACGGGUUAUGGUGUCGCAAAAUACUUGGAUCUCAAACCAGAAGCCAGAAUGUACACAUGCAUGCCACUUUACCAUGGCGCUGCACACGGACUCUGCGUGACACCGAUCGUCCAUGCUGGCAGCACAAUCGUACUAAGCCGGAAAUUCUCGCACAAGACCUUCUGGCCCGAAGUAGCAGCUUCAAAUGCGACCAUCAUACAGUACGUCGGCGAGCUCUGCCGAUACUUGCUCAAUGGCCCAACGAACCCAUACGAGCGAAAACAUAAGGUGCAAAUGGCCUGGGGCAACGGUAUGCGCCCAGAUGUAUGGGAGCCCUUCCGUGAGCGUUUCAACAUACCCAUCAUCAACGAACUAUAUGCGGCUACGGAUGGAUUGGGGUCGACCUUCAACCGCAAUGCGGGUCCUUUUACAGCUAAUAGCAUUGGUCUCCGAGGUCUGAUCUGGAAUUGGAAGUUUAGGGACCAGGAAGUGAGAGUGAAGAUGGAAGUUGACACCGAAGAUAUUAUGAGAGAUGCAAGAGGCUUUGCGAUUCGAUGUGGAGUUAAUGAACCAGGUCAGGUCUUGCAUAGGCUGACACCUGAAACGGUGGCCAGUGCACCGGGUUAUUACAACAAUGAGGGUGCAACGCAGGGUCGAAGGAUCACUGAUGUGUUCGAGAAGGGUGAUAUGUGGUUCAAGUCUGGCGACAUGAUGCGACAGGAUGCCGACGGCCGCGUCUUCUUCGUCGACCGCCUUGGUGAUACUUUCCGUUGGAAGUCUGAGAACGUGUCCACAAACGAAGUAGCCGACAUGAUUGGCAAGUUCCCACAGAUUGCUGAAACUAACGCGUACGGCGUGCUUGUACCUGGUUAUGACGGCCGCGCGGGAGCUGCUUCCAUUGUCAUGGCGGACGGCGUUACUGAAGCGACAUUUGACUUCUCAGCAUUGGCGAGGCAUGCUAAAGCAGUCUUACCGAGCUAUGCUGUACCACUCUUCUUAAGAGUAACACCUGCAUUGGAAUACACAGGUACUUUGAAGAUUCAAAAGGGCAGGUUGAAGAAGGAAGGUGUAGAUCCGGAAAAGAUUACGGGUGAGGAUAAACUGUACUGGCUGCCUCCUGGAAGCGAUCGGUAUCUGCCAUUUGCGAAAAAGGACUGGGAAGCCAUAUUGGAGAAGAGAGUGCGUCUGACAUAG